Molecule: messenger RNA, 2908 nt
Organism: Symsagittifera roscoffensis
Lineage: Eukaryota; Metazoa; Xenacoelomorpha; Acoela; Convolutidae
Product: golgin subfamily A member 2-like
Exons: 1
Coding region: 10-2718 (902 amino acids)
Biological process (GO): Golgi organization
Cellular component (GO): Golgi cisterna membrane; cis-Golgi network; Golgi apparatus
Source: RefSeq, a predicted model, not a curated record
CUUUUAAUUAUGUGUUUUAGAGUGACUUGCAGCAUGAGCACCAAAAGUGAGAAAUUAGAGCUUGCGCGAAAGAAGCUGAAGCAGUACAAGAAAAGUAAGGGAGCAGUUCCUUCUGAACAAGACUCCGUGAAUGAAAAUCACCAUCUUUCAUCAAAUUCGUCAUUAAAUGGAAAUUUAGUUGCGAACUCUCCUGGUCGUUUUAACUCGCCAUUACCUGCAGAGCCCGACUAUUUCUCAGAUCACUUAAAUAAUGUAUACGGAAGUCAUCAUUCUAACUUUAACGAAAGCCAGGGGUAUGUGAUGGCGUCACUGCCUCCUCCUAAUCCUACUCCGAAUACUAAAAUCAUGCCCGCGAUGCAGUUUGACAGCGCAGAGGAAAUUAUGACUUUGAAGCAGGAACUCACGGAGGCUGUAAGUACAAUUAGUCGACUUAUGAGUGAAAAGACACAGUUAGAAUCUUUAGUUGAUGCGACUAAAGCCUACUAUACUGAACAUUUUACGAAAAAUGCAGAAGCUUAUACGCAACAGCUUACCACAUACCAACAAUCUAUGCAGAAUGGGUUCCAAGAGGUAGAGAAAAAGUAUAAUCUGGAAAUCGAGUAUCGUAAGAAAUUAGAAGACCAAAUCGGAGAGUUCCAAGAAAGCCAAGAGAAGCUGAAAAAGGAAAAUAAAGCUCUCGAAAGUGAGCUGGAGAAAAGAAAAGAAAUAAUCGAAGAGAUUCAGGAGAAAUUACUCACGAAAAAUAAUGCAGUGCAUAACCUGGAGAUUAAAAACGAAGAGAUGACAAAUUCUUUGGAAUUGGCAAAUUUAUCUUUAAAGCAGCAUAGAGUGUCAUUAAUGAAUUUGGAAGAUAGCCAAAGCAAAGACAGGAAAGCAAAAUUUGAGAUGGAAAAGAUGCAGGCUCAGUUAGAAAACACCAAAGAAACUGCGCGCGAGAGUCAAACUCAAAACAACAGCUUGAAAGCAGAGUUGAAGAACCAAAGAGCCCUGCAUGACAAAGAAAAAAGUGAGCUAAAAAGCGAAGCUUUCGGUUUGAAAGAAAAAAUUGAAAGCCUUACUUCAGAAAAGUCUUCCUUAGCCAAGCAAGUGGAAGAAUUGAGCGAGGCAAUUCAAAGCGUGGAGGCAAAGUACAUGUUGAAAAGCGAUGUCGCUGAGUUAAGUUCGAAGAAUCAGCAAUUGAUACUAGAAAAAGAAUACCUGUUGUCGGAGAUAGAAUCUGGCCAUAAAAAGACCGAGAAAUUGUCAGCAGCUCUGAGUAGGCUAACGAAACAAAUAGAUCAAUUGGAAGAAGAGAACAAAGCAUUGAAGUCACAGAAUUCAGACAAGGCCACUUUGGUGGAGAGAUCGGAAAUCGACCGAGUGACAAUAAGCAGAGCAUUGAGUCAGAAUGCAGAGCUUAAGCAGAUGUUAGAAGAUAGUGAAAAUAAACGAGAUGAAUUCUCUGCGCAGGCAAAAACAUUGCAAGACAAGGUGGACACACUGGAAAGCAAGGCAGAAUUGUACGAUUCGACACUGCAAGAACUGUUUCUUACCAAGAAUGAAUUGGAAAACAUAAAACAAGAGUUUGAAGAGAGCAAAUCUGCUUUGGAAGCCAUUAGCAAUGUGCAAAAGGUAUCAACAGAGACGAAUACUGAAGGGUUUGAGGACGGAGAAAAAAGAGCAUUCUCAGACAUUGGCGUAGACCCUAUGGAGAACGAAAUUUCCGAGGAGCUGACAGCGGAGGUUUCAGUUGAGCUGAGAGACGUUCAGACAAACACAGAGGAAGAAUAUUGUUCAACAACGACAGCUGAAACAGGAACAGAGACAAGUGAAGGAAGUAUGAAUACUGUGGAGACUUUGAAGGACAAAUGCGCCGAGUUGGAACAGCUGAAAGCUACUUGUGAUGCUAGAGAGCUGGAUAUAUCACACUUGACUGCUAGGAUAUAUGAAGCAGAAACGAGAAAAGAAACUGAAACACGAGAGCAGCAAGAGAGGGUUGAAGCAUUGCAAAAGGCACUUACCGAGAAGACUGCAGUCAUCGAAAGAUUGGAGUCCAAGAUAGAGGAAGAAGAAAAGACAAUGGAACAAAGUAAAGCAGUUUCGUCUAGCGAGAGCAAGUCUUUAAUGGAUAAUUAUCGAAAGCUGCAAGUGAAAAUGCAGGCCUUGGGCAAAGAGUGCGAGGUGCUACGCUUCCAGAAUCAUCAGCUGGAGACUACAAAUGCCAAACUGGCAGGCGAGAACGACACGAUUGGAGACUAUAUUUACAUGUAUCAUGCGCAGAGAGAAGCAAUGAAAAACAGAGAUCGAUCCAAGUCGGAGUGCAUUGAGAAGAUGAUGCACGAGAAAGAAAGUCUGACAGAGAAGGUGAAUAGUUUGCAAUACUUGCUCACAAGUAUUCUUACCAUGGCAACCACGACUACCACUCAACAACAUCAUCAGCAGACUCAAUUGUCAUCUACAGAAGAGGGUACAGGCACUGAGGGUGAAAACAAUGAUGGCAACAAAGUUGUGCAACAGCCGAAUGUGGCUGAAUUUCUGACAGCACAAGAGAAUGGGACUGAAAUUUCAGAGAACACACCGAAUAAUGCGGCCAUGUUGAAUAAAGAAAUCAGGAACAAGAUGAUAGAGGCGCUAGAAACUGUCAAAAGCGUAUCCAUUGCAACCUCAGAGCAGAAUGAAAAUCUGAGCAGGCACUUUUCCAAUUGUAAAUGUUGUGAAGGACAGAUUCUAAUGGUGUAGCUCAGCUAACUUUCCAUGAAACUGUGAACAUUUUAGCAACUGCAAUUUUCCUUUUGUGAUAGUUAGGGUGCAUAAUAAUGAUGAAACGGCAUUUUCUUUUCCCUUUGAGUAUAAAAUGUAUAAAUUGUUAAGUCACUAGAAUUAUCAUUGUAAAUUACAAAAUCAGUCAUAAUUUAUAUUGGUGCUUCGA